This is a messenger RNA of Gigantopelta aegis, 1781 nucleotides long. RefSeq names its product sphingomyelin synthase-related protein 1-like. Gene Ontology annotation, biological process: ceramide biosynthetic process. Gene Ontology annotation, molecular function: protein binding; ceramide cholinephosphotransferase activity; sphingomyelin synthase activity. The record is from RefSeq and is a predicted model, not a curated record. NCBI's taxonomy places the organism in Eukaryota, Metazoa, Mollusca, Gastropoda, Neomphalida, Peltospiridae. The transcript has 5 exons. Gene Ontology annotation, cellular component: Golgi membrane; endoplasmic reticulum membrane. The coding region runs from base 102 to 1364 and encodes 420 amino acids.
AAUAAAUAACACGUUUGUAAUAUGUUGUAGUUAAAAAAGGUAAACAUACUUUUAAUUUUUAAACUCCACAACACCGGAGAUUGUUAAAUUGUAAGGUGAUAAUGUCGAAGGCAGAGGAUUGGAGCUGCGAUGAGGUUGGUAACUGGCUACAGGAGAACGGUUUCACCCAGUACCGACAGCUGUUCUGUGUGGAACACAAGAUAGAUGGACUCGCUUUGCUGUCACUGGUGGAAGAAGAUCUCAAGCAACCGCCUCUCAACAUUAGAAUUCUUGGCGACGUCAAGCGGUUGAUUAUUAAGAUAAAUGCAAUGAAAGGCGAGAAUCCGGAACACAUGAAUCCUUUGACUACAAGUAACGGCUCUGUGUUUCAUCGCCCCAGGGUGGUUUAUCUUUCCCCGCGGUCCAGGUACCUGGCACGUCGUUCUCUUAGUGUUGACAGUGCUGAAUCUGAUGAUAUUGACGAGGAGAUCAGUUAUAGUUAUGGGUCGUCUUAUGCCAAGAAUCUUGAUCCAGAGAUCUGGAAGACGGCUCUCAGUUUUAUAUACGUGUUUGCCGUGUUUUUGUUGACUGCUUUUGUUAUGGUUAUAGUUCAUGACAGAGUUCCAGAUAUGCAAAAGUACCCACCGCUACCCGAUCUGUUCCUGGACAAUAUGCCCUACGUGCCUUGGGCGUUCGAGGCUUGCGAGCUGGUGGGCACAUUUCUCUGUACAGUGUGGAUCAUAAUACUUUUAUUCCAUAAACACAGGUUCAUCCUAAUGCGACGAAUGUUUUCUCUGACUGGUACCAUUUUCCUGCUGCGAUGUGUCACAAUGCUGAUUACCUCCCUUUCCGUGCCUGGGGUACACCUGCAAUGUAGUGGUCAGGUACAUAGGUACGGUGACAUGUGGACCAGACUGACGAGAACGUUUGAGAUCUGGAAGAAGUUUGGGAUGUCUCUGCAAGGCGUGUCCAGCUGUGGCGACUACAUGUUCAGUGGACACACUGCUAUUAUUACAAUAUUUAACUUCUUCAUCACUGAGUAUACCCCACGGAAUAGAUUGUAUUACUUGCACAUGAUGUCGUGGGUUCUCAACUUCUUUGGAAUAUUCUUCAUUCUGUCGGCGCAUGAGCAUUAUUCGAUCGAUGUGUUUAUUUCCUUCUACCUGACUUCGCGUCUCUUCAUGUACUACCACACACUGGCCAACAACAGGUCCCUCCGGCAGACUGACGCUCCCCGAACCAGAAUCUGGUUUCCCAUGUUUUCAUUCUUUGAAUCUAAAUGUGAUGGCAUCGUUCCAAACAAAUUUGAGUGGCCACUGAUAUGGCCGAGAUGCAUUGUCGAGUAUUUUGAGCCAACAGAUCACGAAAAAGCUAAAAAAAAUUAGUUAAAGAUCACAUGCAAUUUGUCCAGUCUACAAAAAUCAGAACGUAUAAGACUACAGUCGUUCUGAUUUAGGUGUUCUCACAGUAUGAUUUGAUCACAUACGACAAGUCGGUGUGACUAAUCGCAUAAUGAGAACGCCGCUUAAAGAGUGGUAAAAGUUAAGGAGAAUAUUGAAAGUAAUUUAUUAAAACAAAUAGUUAACGAUCCAGUACGAAGUGAGGGCAGCUAUUGUCACAUUUCAGGGAUGAGACCAUGUGUUAUCAAAGAUUUUGUUUUUGUUUGAACCACUCCUUUAAACGAAAUGGUUUGCUUUAACCUGACUAAAUUCAGGAAACCUGUUUUGUUGUUUUGCAUUUUAUAAUAACUGCCUUUUGUUUUUCCUUUUUAAUAUAUUUGGGAAAUAAAAUACAUAACAAUU